AUGACAGCAGACACAAAAACCAUCGUUAAAGACUCAAGGAGUGGGAAGGAGUCUGUUUUCAGCAGAGAUAUAUUGCGAAAUCAUCUGCUGUCCCUUACACAGGGACUAAAUACGGAGUUUGUCAGCAUUGAUGUGAUUCUCGAUAAGGUCGUCAGUGGUCUUCCUGAAAGCCUCACUAUUCAAGAGCUGCUCGAACUGACAGCAGAAGUGGGUGCUUCUCUGACCACGGUCCACUAUGAUCAUUCCUACCUGGCAGCAAGAGUACUAGUUCGUCAUUUGCAAAAGCAAGUAUGUGGUAGUUUUUCAGAAAAUGUCAACCGAAUGAGAAAGUAUCGUCCCUCGCAGUACCGCAGUUUCAAAUCUCUCAUUGCUGCAGAUGUCUAUGAUGUUGUGAACAAACACGCUGAUGUACUGAAUAAUGCCAUCGAAUUUGAUAGAGACUUGGAGCUGGACUACUUUGGCUUCAAAACUAUGGAAAGAUCCUAUUUGCUCAAGAUGGAUGGGAGGCCGUGCGAAACUCCUCAAUAUUUGUUUAUGAGAGUCGCUGUGGGAAUACACAAAGGCAACAUAGAACGAGUUCUUGAAACAUACAGACUUAUGUCUCAAAAAUACUUCAUCCAUGCUUCACCUACUCUGUUCAACGCCGGUACAGAAACUCCUAAUCUGUCCUCCUGCUUUCUCCUCGCAAUGUAUGGGGACUCUAUAAAUGGCAUUUUUAGAACGAUUCACAGGUCUGCCCUCAUUUCGAAAGCAGCCGGUGGAAUUGGAAUACACGUUUCCAACAUUCGUGCUGCCGGCUCUUACAUUUCUGGAACCAAUGGUACAUCUAAUGGGCUUGUCCCUAUGGUCCAAGUCUUCAAUAGCACAGCAAAGUAUGUGGACCAAGGGGGCAAUAAAAGACCCGGCGCGUUCUGCAUGUAUUUGGAGCCGUGGCAUGCAGACGUGUUUGAGUUUUUGGAUUUGAGGAAAAAUCAUGGAAAGGAAGAAACUCGCGCAAGAGAUCUCUUUUAUGCUUUGUGGAUACCAGACCUAUUCAUGGAGAAAGUGGAGAAGGACCAAGAGUGGUGUCUUUUCUCUGAGGAUCAGUCACCUGGGCUCAGCGACACUUAUGGAGAUGAUUUCGUCAAGCUUUAUAACAGGUAUGAAAGUGAGGGUCGUUAUAUCCGCAAAGUGAGAGCCCAGAAAUUGUGGCAUGCAAUAUUGGUCGCUCAAACAGAGACGGGGAAUCCUUUCCUGCUAUACAAGGACGCCUGCAAUAAAAAGUCUAACCAGCAAAACCUGGGUACCAUUAAGUCCUCCAAUCUCUGUUGUGAAAUCGUUGAAUAUUCCUCCAGUGAAGAGACGGCAGUUUGCAAUUUGGGUUCUUUGGCUCUUCCUUCUUUUGUCCAAGAUAACAAGGGAGAGCGAAAGUUCAAUUUUCAACUGCUUCACGAUGUUUGUAAAACCUUGGCUCGAAAUUUGGAUACUGUGAUUGAUGUGGGGUCUUAUCCUUUGCCAGAAGCUAAGGUUUCAAACAAAAGACACAGACCAAUUGCUAUUGGUGUGCAGGGCCUGGCUGAUGUGUUUUUCAAGCUGCGAAUGCCAUUUGGUUCUCCAGAGAGCAGGAAAUUGAACACUCUCAUAUUUGAAACAAUUUACCAUGCAGCCUUAGAAACCUCAGCAGAGCUAGCCGAGAUUCAUGGGCCGUACGAUUCCUAUGCUGGCUCUCCAAUCUCCAAAGGGGUCUUGCAGUACGAUUUCUGGAAUGCUAAACCAAGUGAUUUGUGGGACUGGAAAGGUCUGAAAGCUAAGAUACAUCGAACUGGUGUCAGAAAUUCUCUAUUGGUUGCGCUAAUGCCUACCGCUUCGACGUCGCAGAUCUUCGGAUUUACAGAAUGUUUUGAGCCGAUCACCUCAAACAUGUAUUCAAGAAGGGUGUUAUCGGGAGAGUUCCAGGUUGUGAACAGGUACCUGGUCGACGAUCUCGUGGAGCUGGGGCUGUGGGGCCCAGAAAUGAAAAACGAAAUCCUUCGACUGGAAGGAUCCAUCCAAGACAUCGAGAGCAUUCCUGCCGAGAUCAAGGAGAUUUAUAAAACGGUCUGGGAAAUUCAGCAACGAGCACUAAUAGAUAUGGCUGCAGACCGUGCUCCGUUUAUUGACCAGUCCCAGAGCAUGAACUUGUUCAUGCGGAAUCCAACUAUGUCCAAGCUUACAAGCAUGCACUUCUAUGCAUGGAAGAAAGGACUGAAAACCGGCAUAUAUUAUUUGCGAACCCAAGCUGCUGCAUCUGCUAUCAAGUUCACAGUCACGCCCUCUGGGUUCAAAAGGAGUAUUUCUGAGUCUACGGACGUGACAAAAAGACGCAAGUCAAAUGGGAAUGAAGUAGCCGAAGGUUACAACAUUUAUGACCAAGAUAAUGUUCUUUCUUGCAAGGUUGGAGAUCCAGAGACCUGCGACGCUUGCUCCAGUUAA
Ogataea angusta is the source of this 2451-nucleotide messenger RNA. RefSeq lists its product as uncharacterized. The record is from RefSeq and is a predicted model, not a curated record. Lineage: Eukaryota; Fungi; Ascomycota; Pichiomycetes; Pichiales; Pichiaceae. Gene Ontology annotation, molecular function: ribonucleoside-diphosphate reductase activity, thioredoxin disulfide as acceptor; ATP binding. The transcript has a single exon. Bases 1 to 2451 code for a protein of 816 amino acids. Gene Ontology annotation, biological process: deoxyribonucleotide biosynthetic process; DNA replication. Gene Ontology annotation, cellular component: ribonucleoside-diphosphate reductase complex.